AUGCAAUAUACCUCUGCCACCAUGCAGUUCGGCUCUGCUGAUUGGCAACUUGGGCCUUCUUACCCCGCUUCUCAAGACAACAAUCAUUUGAUCGACACUUCUUCCCUUUUGGCCAGUUCUUCCGCCUCGACUGGCCACCUUAUCGCACCGGACGCCUCUCUUUACCCCACUGCUGACUUCAACCUCUUCCCUACUGGUGAUUCGCCGUAUCUUGGUCAUGAUUUCCAACUGUUUCCCCAAGGCCAUGCUUCACUUCCUACUGCUGGAAAUACUAUUGAUACGCUUGCUAUGGCUCAACGCAUGAAACUUUCCAACAACAUGGAUACGGCAGCGCAAAUGACCAGAGAUGGCUCUCAGUCUGAUUCUUCUUGGACAAGCCACAAGGACCGGAGCUCGUCAUCUCCGGAGCACAUUUCUUCGUCCAAGACAUGCUCUACUAAAAGCAGUCCUGUGGUACAAGAGCCCUCUUCGCGUAUUGAGAAACGAAAAGCCAAUACGCUUGCUGCCCGUCGUUACCGCCAGAAGCGGGUUGAUCAAAUGAGUACUAUGGAAGCUGAACUGAAAGAGAUCAAGGCCGAACGGGAUGAACUCAAAGUCCGCAACGCCAGGCUUGAAGGCGAGGUGGAAACUCUCCGUGCCCUUCUUCGUGCGCAAAAGUAA
This is a messenger RNA of Bipolaris oryzae ATCC 44560, 660 nucleotides long. RefSeq lists its product as uncharacterized. Lineage: Eukaryota; Fungi; Ascomycota; Dothideomycetes; Pleosporales; Pleosporaceae. Bases 1 to 660 code for a protein of 219 amino acids. Gene Ontology annotation, molecular function: DNA-binding transcription activator activity, RNA polymerase II-specific; RNA polymerase II transcription regulatory region sequence-specific DNA binding. Gene Ontology annotation, biological process: regulation of transcription by RNA polymerase II. The transcript is spliced from 3 exons. Gene Ontology annotation, cellular component: nucleus. The record is from RefSeq and is a predicted model, not a curated record.